AUGACACUCAACGGUUUCGGCAACGGAACCGUUGUUGACUCUCAUAUUCCUAUGGAUGUUAUUCGGCGACGUAAAGAACAAUUGAAAAAGGAAAUUCAAGAAAUUCGAGAGAAAAUUGCUCAAUGUGAAAUCGAAAUGUCUAUGAUCCAAUCACAUAGUAAUGAUGAUCGUCGUCAUUCCAAUGUGAAACAGUGGUCGGCGGGGAAAAAGCAUUUCAAUGAUAAUCCAAAAGAAGGUAUUCGUUGGUUAAUCGAAAAUGGUCUAUUACAAAACACAUCAGAACAUACAGCUGCUUUUCUGUUUAACGAAACUGGGCUAAGCAAACGUGCGAUUGGAGAUUAUCUCGGAGAGAAAGAUGAUUUUCAUAUUGAAGUUCUGAAACAUUUCGCACAUAUGCACGAUUUCUUUUCGAUGGAUAUUGUUGAUGCAUUGAGACGAUAUUUAUUCACAUUCAUUCUUCCGGGUGAAGCCCAGAAAAUUGAUCGAAUUAUGGAAGCGUUCGCUCAACGUUAUUAUGAAUGUAAUCCACAUAUUUAUGCAUCUGCUGAAGUAUGCUAUAUCGUCUCAUUCGCAAUUAUUAUGUUAAAUACGUCAUUACAUAAUAAAAGUGCUCGUUUGGGCGGUGGACCAUUGACUUAUGAGAAGUUUGUCAAUAGUCUGAAUGAAACUGUUGCACGAAAUCAAAUGCCUGAUCAAACUAUAGUCAAAAAUAUUUAUGAUAAUAUAAAAAAUAAUGAACUGAAAUUUCCCGAUGAAGACGUCAACUCUACUAUGCCUGUUUUUGGUAGUGAUUCAACAGUAUUAAAAGAAGGAUGGUUGUGGAAACAAGGUGGUCGUGUGAAAAACUGGAAACGACGAUGGUUUGUCAUCACGGAUGGUUGUCUAUUCUAUUUCGAAUCAAACUUAGAAGUUGAUAGUCCUCGCGGAGUGAUUCCACUCGUCGAUGUUGGUAUUCGUGAAAUCGACGAUGAUCGGACAAAACAAUUUUGUUUCGAACUCUUCCCAUUAACAGGCGAUAAGGUUAAAGCAAGUAAACCAGCCCCCGGCGAAAUCGGCAAAUGGAUUGAUGGUCAUCAUACAGUGUAUCGCAUGUCGGCAUUAUCGGAAGACGAUCGGAAAGAUUGGAUCCGUGCAUUACGUAUUGCAAGUCAAAAUCAAUUACCAAAACAAAGACUUUCAUAG
Adineta ricciae is the source of this 1182-nucleotide messenger RNA. The record is from the annotation of a GenBank genome assembly. NCBI's taxonomy places the organism in Eukaryota, Metazoa, Rotifera, Eurotatoria, Adinetida, Adinetidae.